Fusarium odoratissimum NRRL 54006 is the source of this 3502-nucleotide messenger RNA. RefSeq lists its product as uncharacterized. The record is from RefSeq and is a predicted model, not a curated record. Bases 97 to 3357 code for a protein of 1086 amino acids. Gene Ontology annotation, molecular function: catalytic activity; protein binding; ADP binding. NCBI's taxonomy places the organism in Eukaryota, Fungi, Ascomycota, Sordariomycetes, Hypocreales, Nectriaceae. The transcript is spliced from 2 exons. Gene Ontology annotation, biological process: nucleoside metabolic process.
AGAACUUCCUUCUUCAAUAUUAUCAAGUGAAAACGAACUGUUCUUGUGCCUACACAAGGACCUCUGACGAAGCCGCCCGGCAACAUCGCCGAAAAGAUGUCAACCAUGAAAAGACGUUACGAAGAUCGGACGGCCAUUCUAGAUCCAGAACAGUACAAAGUCGCCUGGAUUGCCCCCCUCGAGAUUGAAGCAAGAGCUGCUUUGUGUCUGCUGGAUGAAAGACAUCACGGUCGGUUUCCCGUCAGCCGCGGUGAUGACUAUAUUUUUGAAGCUGGUGUCAUGGGUGGUCACAACAUCGUUAUAGCGACUCUGCCGGCGGGUCAAGAAUAUGGCAACGGUUCUGCAGCCGCACUCGCCAGUCAGCUCAAAAAGUGCUUUCCUAAUCUUUGGUUUGGGCUGCUUGUUGGCGUGGCGGCGGGAUUGCCUAGUAUCAGUCGAGGUCGUGAUAUCCGACUUGGCGAUAUUCUCGUCGGUCUUCCCGAUGGUAAUAGUGCAGGGCUGAUUGCGUAUGACCUUGGAAAGGAAACUGAGGAUGGCUUUGAGUUGCUACGUCAUGGCCACAGUCUCGCAAUGGCUGAGCCUAUCGUUCGGUCGGCCAUAGGGAACAUUAAGCUUCUAGCGCCCAAGGAAAGUGAGGUCUUCUUGCCAUAUUACGAGAAGAUUGCGAAUCUAGAUCAUGCCACGGGAACAUUUGCCGACCCUGGGCAAGACAACGACAUUCUGUACGACGAUGAGAGCCAAAUGAUUCAGCGCUCUUCACGACCAGCACAUAUACGAUCCUGCGUCUGGUAUGGCCCCAUUGGAUCGGGUGACAAACUGUUGAAGAAUGCCGAGAAACGAAACUUAUUAAGAGACAAAUACGAUAUUAUCGGGUUGGAAAUGGAGGCAGCAGGAACCAUCAACAGAAUCCCUGUGGGCAUCAUCCGAGGGGUUUGCGAUUAUGGCGAUCGACACAAGAAUAAGAGCUGGCAGCCAUAUGCCGCAGCUAUGGCUGCUUCAUAUGCUAGAGCGCUACUUGAUGUCAUCAGGCCCUCUUUGCCAUCCGCCUCAGAUCCCAGAUCAGAAGUCAACCAGCAACAGAGGAUAGCCGGAAGACUUCCAGAGCCAUGUUACUAUAUGCCGCUGAUGAAGAAUAGACGCUUCACUGGACGGCGAUCAGUCUUGCAAGCAUUAGAAGAGAUGGCCUUUGGCCAGGAACAAGUUAACCGGAUUGCACUUGUCGGACUAGGCGGCGUUGGUAAGACGCAAAUAGCCCUGCAAUUUGCCCACGAGGUCAAAGAGAAACACCCACAUUACUCUAUCUUCUGGGUACCAACAUUGAGUAACGAAGGUGCUGAGCGUGCCUACGCGGAGAUUGCCAAAAGACUAAGGGUGCAGAAGACCGAUGACAGUGAUGACGUGAAGGAGCUUGUUUGCCAGCAUCUCGGAUCAGGUAACGCUGGUAAAUGGCUCCUGAUUGUGGAUAAUGCAGACGACCCAGAUCUCAUACUUGGAACUGAACAGAAGCGUGGCCUGGAAGAGUAUCUCCCGCUGAGCGAUAACGGCGUGGUUUUGAUCACGACACGGACUCGCCAGAUCGCUGUCGAUCUUGCCCAGUCAGACGUGCUCGAUGUGCAGGAAAUGGACAGAGAAGAGGCCAUUCACCUCUUCACAACAUCCCUCAUUCAGAAGCCGCAAACUGGCAACGAAGAACUGGUCCUCGAACUGCUCACAAAACUUACAUUCCUUCCAUUGGCCAUCGCUCAGGCCUCUGCGUACCUGAACAAAAACAAAGCGCCCAUACGAGCUUACCUGAAGCUUCUUGAGGGCGCUGAGUCUGAAGUUUCAAAAGUCUUUGGUAGGGAAUUUGGAGAUAAUACACGAUACAAAGGUACCCAAAACGCUAUAGGAACAACAUGGAUUGUGUCUUUUGAUCAAAUCCAAAAGUUAGACCCUCUUGCGGUUGACUUGCUAUCGUUUAUAUCCUACAUCGAACCAAAAGCAAUUCCACAGUCCAUUCUACCUGUAGCAGCACCUGCAGAGUUCGAGUCGGCUAUCGGAACACUUUGCAGUUACUCCUUUCUAGCUCGUAGAGAGGAAGCUGACACAUUCGACAUGCAUAGCCUCGUGCAUACGGCAACAAGAGACUGGCUUCAUAAAGAUGAACGCGGGAGGCAGUCUUUCCAAGAUGCGAUAUCUCAUCUUGCAGCAAGAUUCCCUGUAGAAGGUGAUUUUCACUACACUUUACGAUCAGAGUAUGUUCCACAUGCAAUGCGGUUGUUGAGUCGCAAUGAUCAGGAGAGGGGCGAUGACACAUAUACCCUCCUCGAGAAGCUUGGUUGGUCGUUUGCGCGGGAUAGGCGAUUUAAAGAAUCAAGUGAAUGCGCAGAGGAGGUAUUUAAGUGGAGAAGAGGCUUUUUGCCAGAAACAGAUCUGCUUCGGUUAAGAGCAGAGACUACUCUUGGGAUUGCAUAUGCUGAUCGCCGACAAUUUGAAGAGGCUACCGAAAUACUAAGUCACGUUGUCAAGACUCAAUCGGGAAUACUCGCAGAAGAUGAACCCCUUCGCUUGUUAGCAGAACACGCACUGGCAUCCGCAUACAUGAACGUUGAACGAGUCGAAGAUGCGAUCGAGAUCUUUGAGCACAUUGUAGAUGUCGAAAAGCAUCUAGAUGAGGAAGACGAUUCUCGACUGUCGUCGAAGAAAGGACUGGCAGAUGCAUAUCUUGCAAAUGGUCAAAGAGAAGAAGCUAUCGAUAUAUUACAGCACAUCAUCAAAGUUCGAAAGAGAACGCAAUAUAACAACUUUGACUGUCUGGCGUGCCACUACUCACUCGGAACCGCCCUUUUGGGAAGUGGGCAGACUGAAAAUGCAAUCGAGAUAUUCGAGCGGUUGCAGGUAACUGGUAUGGAGACACUUGAGGAGAGUGACCAAUUGCGGCUGGCAAAUGAAAGCAGCCUCGGAAGGGCCUUUCUACAAUUGGGCCGAAUCAAGGAUGCAGUCCCCAUUUUUGAGCAUGUUAUUGAAAUUGAGAGGCGAAUCUUGCCAGAGAAUGAUUCUUCUCUCUUGGCAUCAGAGCAGGACCUUGCACAUGCAUAUCUAGUUGACGGGCGAACACUAGAUGCGAUCAACAUAUUGGAGCAUGUGGUAGGAUUCAACAGGAGGACAUUGCCAGAGAACGAUCAAUGGCGCUUAGCAUCAGAGCGCGACCUGGCAGCUGCAUAUCAGAAAGUUGGACGGACCCGGGAAGCCAUUGAGAUUUUGGAGCGUGCUGUUUCGGCAAAAACGGACAUGCUGGCGUAUAACGACCCCUAUCGACAAGAGUUUAGACGCUUACUGCUAGACUGUCAUGACAAACUGAAGGAGGCUGACAAUUAAGAUAACAAAAGCAAUAUUUAGACAACAAGCCCAACAGAACCCAUAGGACAAGCAAACCGCCCAGCCAGCUCGCUUUUGGAUGCUAGCGUCGGGCGAAGUGUAUAAAACUUUUACUUUCCCUGAGCCAUUACGAUCUAUACUGGAG